CCGCCUCAAUCUUCCUUCCCCUUCCGCCGCGCUCCUUUUCCCUCGCACCACUCCACCCCCCUCAUUCCCCCCCUACACCGCGACGGCCGACGAGGUCUCGGGCUCCCCGAAGCUUCCACAACAAUGGCGAGGCUACUCGUCCUCCGCUCGGCGCCGUACCACCGCUCCCACCUCUCCGCCACCGCCACGUUCCUCCUUUCCCCCUCCAACUCCAAGCACCCACACUCCGCCUCCGCCUCCGCCUCAUUCCCCUCCACCGCGCGCCGAAUCCUACUCCCGUCGCCUCUCCGCGUCCCGGCCCGCGCCAUCGAGUCCUCCCCCGGCACCACAAAGCAGGAGCCGACUCCGGCUGCCGGUGAGGGUGAGGCCCAGGAGCCGCCGCCCCCCGCUGCGUCGGCGUUCGAGGUGGAGGAGCUCGGGUGGGGGACCCAGCUCGCCGUGAAGCUACGCAUGCUCGUGGCCCCGCCAUGGAAGCGCGUCCGCAAGGGCAGCGUCCUUAACAUGAAGCUUCGGGGCGAGAUAUCCGAUCAGUUGAAGACACGCUUCUCUUCCGGGCUGUCAUUGCCACAAAUCUGCGAGAAUUUUGUUAAAGCUGCAUAUGACCCGCGAAUAUCGGGGAUCUAUCUGCACAUAGAGCCUCUGAGAUGUGGGUGGGGGAAGGUGGAUGAGAUCAGAAGACACAUUGUCGAUUUCAAGAAGUCCGGUAAAUUUGUUGUUGGUUAUAUGCCUGUGUGUGGGGAGAAAGAGUACUACCUUGCUUGUGCGUGUGGUGAGCUGUAUGCACCGCCAAGUGCUUAUGUUGCUUUGUUUGGUCUAACUGUUCAGCAAACAUUUCUCAGAGGUGUUCUUGAGAAAGUCGGGAUAGAACCAGAAAUUCAGCGAAUUGGUCGUUACAAAAGUGCGGGAGACCAACUUGCACGGAAGAGCAUGUCAAAUGAGGUUAGGGAGAUGCUAGCCACACUGCUCGACAAUAUUUAUGGAAACUGGCUGGAUACAAUAUCUUCCAAACAUGGGAAGAAAAAAGAAGAAAUCGAGGAAUUCAUUAAUUCAGGAGUCUAUCAGGUUGCCAGACUUAAGGAAGAAGGUUGGAUAACAGAUUUACUUUAUGAUGAUGAGGUCAUGGCAAUGUUGAAGGAGAGAGUAGCACAGAAAGACAAGAAAAGUCUGCGUAUGGUUGAUUACAGUAAAUAUUCACGUGUAAGUAAAUGGACUCUUGGGUUACAAGGAGGGGGUGAACAAAUUGCAGUGAUCAGAGCAUCUGGAAGCAUAACACGUACUCGCAGCCCAUUGAGUGUUCCUAGUUCAGGCAUCAUUGCUGAGCAGUUGAUCGAGAAGAUACGUACUGUUAGAGAGUCAGAAAAGUAUAAAGCUGUUAUCCUCCGUAUAGACAGCCCUGGUGGUGAUGCUCUUGCUUCUGAUCUGAUGUGGCGGGAAAUUCGACUCCUAGCUGACACCAAGCCUGUGGUUGCUUCAAUGUCUGAUGUUGCUGCAAGUGGUGGGUACUACAUGGCAAUGGCUGCACCGGUCAUUGUUGCUGAAAAACUCACGCUAACAGGAUCAAUUGGAGUUGUAACAGGGAAGUUCAUCCUGCAAAAGCUAUAUGAGCGGAUUGACUUCAAUAAAGAAAUUAUAUCUAAGGGUAGAUAUGCAGAGCUUAAUGCUGCUGAUCAACGCCCUUUAAGACCAGAUGAGGCAGAACUUUUUGAAAAGUCAGCACAAAAUGCUUAUGCAUUGUUUCGAGAUAAAGCAGCCAUGUCACGCUCAAUGAAUGUUGAUCAGAUGGAGACUGUUGCACAAGGUCGGGUGUGGAGUGGCCAAGAUGCAGCUUCAAGAGGAUUGGUUGAUUCACUGGGUGGAUUCUCACAAGCUCUUGCUAUUGCAAAACAGAAAGCCAAUAUACCCCAUGAUAGGAAGGUCCAGCUAGUUGAGAUCUCAAAGCCCUCACCAACAUUACCAGAGAUCUUGUCAGGAAUUGGCAGUUCAUUGCUUGGAGUUGACAGGGCAGUGAAGGGAGUGCUCCAGGAUGUCACUUCCCUAAAUGGAGUCCAAGCUAGAAUGGAUGGAAUAUUGUUUGAAAGAUUGGAAGAUUUGUCUGGAGAAAAUCAACUCUUAUUGCUCGUAAAAGAUAUUGUUAAUUAUUUUGAUUGAUUCCACCAGUCAGUACCCUAUGUUUUACAAACAGUUAUACAUAGAAGAAGAAAAUGUCAACAUGUCAAUAAUAAUUCACCUUACCUAGAGGCUAGAAGCAGGUAGACUUGGGAUCCGUUCAGUACUUUUGGCACUGUAUAUUCUAUUUUGUUCUUUUCAUACUGCUGCCUAUGGAAAUGUUGUACAUGCCUUACUGAAAAUUCAAGCGAUCUUGAUUUUCUAGUUCGCUUGAACUGGAACCCAAUAGAUCACA
Molecule: messenger RNA, 2401 nt
Organism: Oryza sativa Japonica Group (Japanese rice)
Lineage: Eukaryota; Viridiplantae; Streptophyta; Magnoliopsida; Poales; Poaceae
Product: serine protease SPPA, chloroplastic
Cellular component (GO): membrane
Molecular function (GO): peptidase activity
Source: RefSeq, a predicted model, not a curated record